AUGCUUCCUUACUGGUCGCGGUCAAGAUCAACAACAAAGUCUGAAACUGAAGAGUUGGAGAAUGCUCAAGACGAAAAUGACGACGUGGUUUCUGGCAAAAAUGGAUUUGAUCUUGUUGCAAAGGAAGAUCCUACCAAUAACGCUUUGCCCGGGCCAGUGGACCCUAUAGUGCACUUUGAACUCCCACUCCAUUUGAAGUUUUGGCCCCAUAAGGAUUCACAGGGGCUGGAUGGUGUUGUGAUGGACUACGCUGUCACCGUUGGGGUGGAUGGAGCAGGAGUGACCAGCGAACAACUGGACUUUUUAACCUUGCAGUCCAAUCUGGUGGAAAGCUCUUAUGGUAUGGUGAAGGAGCUGCCCACAAUGGUGUACACUAUCAGCGAGGUCAAAAACUUGGUGACGGAGGUCCUGCAGUUUGGAGACCUGGAACGUGGCGUAAUUUUAGAUAGUGAUAUGGUGGAAGACACUGUACACACUCCUGAGGUAGAAAAGCAUGACAUCACCUCCUUGUCUGAGCCACCGCAGGAGGUUGAGGCUUCGGGAUCAGAUGCUGAAAAUCUGAAUGAUCUUCUCAGGACUCCCAUAAUAGAAGAGGUGCCUUUUGAGGAGACGGCUCAGACUGCCGAUAUAAAUCCAGAGGAUAUGGAAACAGGAGAAGUGAAGGUAGCGGAAGUAGUGCCAACUCUAAUGCAUAUUCCAGUUCUGGAAGAACACCAUCUAGAGGAAAUGACAGAAUCAGACGUUGACCUGGAGCCCUCCACAAUCACCACAGCCAUCGACGAAGAAGGCCUGGCUUCAUUUGUCCCUGAUCCUGAAGUUGUUGAACUGGCAGGUGGGAUGGCCCAGCCAGAGGAGAGUGAAGGUGCUUUACUUCCAGACAAUGAACUUCCAAAAGAGGAAGAGGUGAAAGAUCUCUCCACUGACGAAGAGGAGGAGGACAGCGUGUUGCCUAUUCCUGAUGAGGUUGUCAUUGAGGAGAGCAAACCACCUGUGACCGAUGAAAAGACAGAGGAGCCUAUAGAUUCAGCUGAGGACAUUCCAGAGGCUCCGAAGAUCUCAACAGAAGAUCUGACAGAGGAUGGGAUUAUACUGGUAAACGUAGAUGAGUCUGUAAACUCUGAGCAGCCAACUGUUCUUUCUCCAGAAAAAGAGUCUCCAUUCACACGUAUCUCAGAUCCUUCUUCAGACGUGCAACCUGAAAUCAUCAUCACCUCAACUGUGGAGGAAAUCCAAGAUAGGAUAAGGAUCCUGGAACUCUACGCCAAAGACCGCCAGUUUGCUGACUUUGUCCGGCAGCAUCAAGCGUGA
This is a messenger RNA of Knipowitschia caucasica, 1308 nucleotides long. NCBI's taxonomy places the organism in Eukaryota, Metazoa, Chordata, Actinopteri, Gobiiformes, Gobiidae. The record is from the annotation of a GenBank genome assembly.